UCUCGCGUCAGUCGGCUGCCGGAUUUCGUGGCGCGUGUUCUUCGUGCCGUGAGGACAGAAUCGGCUUCGUUCUCGAAGCCGGGUCAUUGACGGUCUGCGAACAAUUGCGCGCAUGUUUUCCGAGUAACCGAUUUAUCUCGGCACGAUCGUCUGUCCGAUCAGCUAGCUGUUACUCGCGAUCUCUUUUUUGAGAGACAAAAAUUGCGAGAAAAAAUAAAAACUCACUCUGACUUUGUAUUAAAAAAAAAAAAAAACGUGCUCCCAUUGGUAAUCAAUCGGCAUCGGAGAAACCGGUCUCUUUAUAUUCGUCUCUCUUUCUCUCUCUCCCUCUUCCCUAUUGUGCUCCGAUUCGCUUUUGAAUCGGUGUUGGAUCGAGGGAGGGUUUCAUUCAACGCGCGAUUCUUCCGUGACUUCCUGCGUUUUGUCGUCGUCGCGUCGUCGUCGUCGUCGUCGUCCCACUGGUCAGAAAUUUCCCCAAGAUUUUUAUCUGCGAAGUGCCGGGUGAAAUCCUAGCAGUCAGGACUCCCCCGUUCUCUUUUUGGAAGCGGCGCGGGGAAGGGAGGAAAAUAUCUAGACGGUCACAAAAGCGAGCAAGAAGAUGAGAGGGUCGACGACUCUGUUGAUCACUGCCGUCGCGAUGAUUCUGCUGUCGCUGACGGCACGCGACGUCGCGGCGGAGCUGUACACAGCUCUGGCUGACAUGGAGGAAUUGCUGGAAACGGAAGCGGUGCUGAUUGACACGCUGAACGGGUACAUUACGGCGCAGGAGCAACGAUUGGCGACUCUGAGAAGAAACGUGGAGGAUUACGCGAGAGAGCACGAAGAAGCGUCUAAGAACAUUCAACAGUAUCUGUCGAAUCCAAUAAACGCUUAUCUGCUGGUGAAGCGGUUGACCACCGACUGGAAAAAGGUCGAGGAGCUGAUAACCGAAGACGUUGGCAAGUCUUUCGUCGCGAACAUCACGAAUUCCAGGAGCGAUUUGAAAUUCCCGACCGACGAGGAUCUCAACGGCGCCGCAGUCGCUUUGAUGAGGCUACAGGACACGUAUAAGCUUGAAACCGCGCAUGUUGCGAGGGGCGUCCUGAAUGGGGUGCAAUACAGCACCGGAUUGAGCGCGAGCGAUUGCUUCGAGUUGGGACGGCAAUCUUAUCACAAUCGUGAUUACUAUCACACGGUGCUGUGGAUGCAAGAGGCCAUGGAUCGUCUGCAGGAGGAACAAAACUCCACCACCACGUCCAAGCCCGACAUACUGGAAUAUUUGGCGUUUUCGACAUACAUGCAAGGUAACGUCGCCCGCGCUUUGAGCAUGACGAACGAGCUGCUCGAGCUGGUGCCCACACACGAAAGAGCCCUGGGCAAUCGGGCGUAUUACCAGAAGGAGAUUCAAAGCAAGGCCAGUCAGUCAAAGAAGAAACGAGGUGAGGACGGGCAGGACGAUACUGCGAUUCCCGAACAGAACUUCACUGUCGCGGAGGAAAGGGUGAAAACGUGGGACGAAAUGACGGAGAGGGAGAGGUACGAAAUGCUUUGUCGCGGCGAGGUAUCUAUUCCGCCGGAGGUUGAGAAGAAUCUCAAGUGUCGUUACGUCGACCGUGGAAUUCCCUUCCUGAAGAUUGCGCCGUUCAAAGAAGAGGAGGCGUAUCUAGAUCCGAGGAUAGUUGUUUAUCACAACGUGAUCUACGACGAGGAGAUCGAGACGAUCAAGCGAAUGGCUCAGCCGCGGUUUAAACGCGCGACGGUGCAGAACUACAAGACUGGUGCCUUAGAGAUAGCGAAUUAUCGUAUAAGCAAGAGCGCAUGGCUGCAGGAACACGAGCACAAGCACGUAGCGGCGGUGAGCAAACGCGUGGAACACAUGACGAGCUUGUCCGUCGAAACCGCCGAGGAACUUCAGGUUGUCAAUUACGGCAUCGGCGGUCAUUACGAGCCGCACUUCGACUUUGCCAGGAAAGAAGAGACGAACGCGUUCAAGAGCCUGGGGACCGGCAACAGAAUCGCGACGGUUUUGUAUUACAUGAGCGAUGUCGAGCAAGGAGGCGGCACCGUAUUCACUGCCAUCAACAUUUCGCUCUGGCCGAAGAAAGGUAGCGCGGCGUUUUGGUAUAAUCUCAAACCUAAUGGCGAGGGUGAUUUCAAAACCAGACACGCGGCUUGUCCCGUACUUACAGGAUCGAAGUGGGUUGCAAACAAGUGGCUGCACGAAAGAGGUCAAGAGUUUCUCAGACCCUGCACGUUGGAAAAUCAAGCUACAGACGAGGUGGACGUCAGGCACUGAGGACAAACUUUGACUUCGUGACUGUACGACGAGAGAUAAAUAAAAAGAAGCGCGUAGACUAAGAAACUUCCAAAUAUCUGUUCUGAAUAAAGGAAGACAUUGUUACUCUCGAAGCGGGGCAACUCUUCGUCAAGAUAGAUGGAUUUCUCCGUAAAGCGAGUAUUUAAGAACAAAUAUGAGAAACGUUUCGGUCCGCGUAUCGCAAAAAGCGACAAUGCAAUUUAGCAUGUAAGACAAGUAAGCCGCGCGAGAUCGCUGCUCACAUUUUCGAGACUGUCACUGACACAGUUUGCGUAAUUUAACAUCCAUACCGCAUACGACGAUCUUUCUUGCCCGUUCACUGUGUGGAACACGAUCCCUCGCAUUUUACGACAGCGAUUAAUGUUACCUUAAUCUUCGAGAUAUCGCCUGCUCCUUCUUCCUCUUCCCGAGCCGCAAGCGAAAACCGGUGAAAAGCAGCGCGGAGACUAUCCAAACAAGAUUAAUCGGUCGCUUUGUUUCUCGUGCGCUUUUCCCUUUGAAACGUCCCGCCCCGUAAAGCGAAAAAGAGAGAGAGAGAAAGCGAGAGCGGUACAGAAACUGUACGAAGCGCGAAUCACGGCGACUGCGCUAACAAAGUUGCCUUUUAUACAACGUGGAUGUUCGCAUAUGUUUUGUUUUUUUUUUUAGUCUUUUUUAGUCUGAUUCAGCGCUCGUCAUCUUGCAACUCGCGUUUAUGGCAAUUGUAACAUAGAAGUGUUUGCUGCGUGCGCGCGUUUCCAUGAAUAUAAAAGUGGAAAAUGAAAAGAACGUUUUAACAACGCCGUAACUUUUGUUUAAACGAAAUAAAUUAAGAAGAGAAAAAAAAACAAAUAAACAGAAAACGGAACGCGUGCUGUUUUACCGGUUUGUUGCGUCCGGAGUGUUUUCGCCGUUUGAACGAAGGGUUUUUCCGCACGGGUCGAGGACAAGAUCCGCUUCGCCCGUUUGUUAACACGUACCGUUAAUUGUUUCUAUGAUGAGAGUAGCCGAUUACGCUAAGAUCAUUUAUUACUAUUGUCACGUCAUAGCCAAAGCGAUAAUAAAAUUGUGCGCAUGUUUUGGCCAGUCUCUUUUUAUCGUAGAUUAUAGCGUAUGAUGUAGAGAAACAGCGAAGAAAAACUCGAUGUAUAAUCAUAUUUAGUCUGUAGAUUAAUUGUAAUUUUUUGAGCGCGAGUGUUGUCAGAGAACGACGCUCCUCCUCAAGGAGAUUCGCAUCCCAGGGGUUCGACAUUAUCGUGCAAAUAACAAAACACAAUAACUAUCAUCAUCGGGAUACUCCGAAUACGAGAAUUUCUCCUCACUCGCGACGAAAUCGGUUUUUUCGUCGUCUGUAAAUAAUAUGGCGCGGCACGUCAUGUUUCCAUGCCGUUUUCGAUCUUAACCGAUCGGACUCGCGCUGGCUGUAUACGAAUUGUUUGUAAAAAGAAAGAUGCUGCCCCCACGGUAAGACCGCGCUUAUUUUAUGGCAGUAUGAUAUGUUACGCAUGUACGAGGAACACACAAGUUGAGAGCGUCGAGAUAUCCCGAGAUAACCGUGGAGACUGUGGAGAAACAUUUGUUUUCUCUCUCGGCCGAAACUUCGAAUUGACGAACGUGAACGCGAAGACUGGAUUAUCAGUCAAUCGAUUACAAUACACAGCUGACACACAAAUAUAUAUUCCGAACUCGUACCGUAUCUUUUUUAUAUCACGCGAGUAAUUUCGUCGAUUAAGAAGCAUGUAUACAUCCCCCGUUAUUGUAGAUAAUGAAUUUAUCGUGCUAGACAUUACAACUUUGCUAUUUUAUCUAACUUAUGCCGCACGUUAAGGAAUCUAUUCACGGAUCUCUGCAAGACGUUUGGGGACCGGGUGCGACACAAAUGUUUCAUUAUGGUACUUUCAAAGAAUAUUUAAUAUUUAAUAUAACGAAUAAUAUUGUUAUCUUAAAGUAUUUUAAAGACGGAAGUUUCUUCUGUUGGCAAAAAAUCUCACUUUUUGUUGUAUCAUUAGUUACACAGUGAAUUGCUAGGAAAAAAAAGUCCAUACAAAUUCGAUAUCUGAUUUACGUAUUUAAUUGAUGUACGAUCACAUCUGAAAGCGUAUUCAAUCUCAUUUAUUACAUCAUUACAUAUAAAUUAUAUAUACAGUCUGACACAAUGACCAGAUAUCGAAUUUGUUCACGAAUGAAGGAACUUUUUCUUCCCUCCCCCCGAGGUGUCAUUCAAAGCCUUUAUUUACACACAUACAAAUCUUGGUGCACAAACUUUACUAACGACCAAGUCUGAUGUAAUUGUGAGAACGUUUUGAGUUCAGUGAAUAAACCCCUUACAAUCCAUCGAUAUGUACAAAUUGCGAUUAAAAAGACCUGUCAUGUUCCAGUAAGUUCUAUUGAUUUACUGAGCAACUUUUUCUCGUACAUACUUUUAUAUUUAAAUAUCAUAAUCCAUGUGAAAAUACAUAGAAAAAAAAAAAAAAAAUACAUUAUUUAAUUUGUUAUAAAUUCUCAUUUCAAAAAGUUCGUUUUUAAUAUGAUAUAUAAAAAUAAAAUAACGCGCGAAUGACUGAUAUUUAUAAUAUUCUAAUUGUGAU
Molecule: messenger RNA, 4863 nt
Organism: Pseudomyrmex gracilis
Lineage: Eukaryota; Metazoa; Arthropoda; Insecta; Hymenoptera; Formicidae
Gene: PH4alphaEFB
Product: prolyl 4-hydroxylase subunit alpha-2
Exons: 11
Coding region: 599-2275 (558 amino acids)
Biological process (GO): peptidyl-proline hydroxylation to 4-hydroxy-L-proline
Cellular component (GO): endoplasmic reticulum
Molecular function (GO): procollagen-proline 4-dioxygenase activity; L-ascorbic acid binding; protein binding
Source: RefSeq, a predicted model, not a curated record